GUGACAUUCUAUGUUAUUAUUGAGUCUAUGUGUUCAUAAUUUCAAUGGUAUCAUCUGGUACUCGCGUUAAGCGUCGAGCUUCAAAGCCAUCUCGUGAGAAGGAUGGCUCUUCUGAUGACGUUACUCUAGGCGUUGACUCUUUGGGCUGGUCUCUCGAUAACGAGAUAUUAUCGCAUGUUGCUUCAAGUUCCGAGCAACCGAAAUCUGUACCAUCUGAUGGCAAGAUUCAGAAGAAAUCAAAUCUAAAGCGUCGUCGUAAGGAAACAGUCUCAUUUGAUCUUGAUAAUGAGUUAGCCAAAGAAACUGAGCUCCGCGCUGCGGAGCGUAGAUUACUAGAGAAUGAGUCUAGUGGCAGUGUUGAGACAGUAUUUGAUUUUGAGAAGCGUGUUGCCACUGGUGGCAACUCAGCGUCAUUAUGGAUAGAGUACAUGGCAUUUCAUCUUAGGAAUGGUAGUUUAGAGGGUGCUCGUCAGGUAGUUCGUCGUGGUCUGGAGCGCAUAGAUUUUCGUGCGAUAUCAGAGCGUCUUACGCUUUGGGUGGCCAAUAUUAACAUGGAGUGCUUAUAUGGUGACCGUGUAAAGGAGGUUUUCCAGGAAUCGCUUCGUUUCAAUGACCCUAAGACGAUGUACCUCAAGAUGAUUAGCAUUUUUGUGAAGAACGAUCGCUUAUCGGAUGCCAUUGAGGUUUGUGAGCGCGGUAUUAAGAAACUGGGUAAAUCUAAAAAGUUUUGGCAAGCUUAUUUACGUUUACUAUUUGAGCAUGUGAAGGACUUUGAAGAGGCCCGUAAGGUGUAUAAUCGUUGUUUAUUACGUAUUCCUGAUCACAAGAAAGUUUACAUGAUGACUUCUACGGCUUUGCUCGAGUUUAAGUUUGGUUCUGCUGAGAGGGGCCAGAUGAUGUUUGAGAAUUUGUUAUUAGACAAUCCUCGUCGUAUGGAUAUUUGGAUGCAGUAUAUUUGUGCGUAUAUCAAGUUUCAGCUGACGAGUCCGGGUAUCAAGCGUUCUGAUGGGCUCCGUUCUAUACGUAACUUAUUUUUGCGUAUAAUUACUCUUGACCUCAAGCCCAAGAAGAUGAAGGUGAUAUACCAGAAGUGGAUGGAGUUUGAGUGUAAUCAUGGUGACUCCAAGUCGAAAUCGCUAGUUCAGCAGAAGGCUCUUGAAUACGUCGAAUCCGUUGAGGCUAAGUUGAAGGCUUGAAUGUUAUUAAUCUGGUUCAUUCACUCAGGGAUGAAGCAUUAGUGC
This is a messenger RNA of Babesia bovis T2Bo, 1241 nucleotides long. RefSeq lists its product as uncharacterized. Gene Ontology annotation, cellular component: small-subunit processome; nucleolus; nucleus. Gene Ontology annotation, biological process: rRNA processing. The transcript has 5 exons. Gene Ontology annotation, molecular function: RNA binding; protein binding. NCBI's taxonomy places the organism in Eukaryota, Apicomplexa, Aconoidasida, Piroplasmida, Babesiidae. Bases 45 to 1196 code for a protein of 383 amino acids. The record is from RefSeq and is a predicted model, not a curated record.